This is a messenger RNA of Phycomyces blakesleeanus NRRL 1555(-), 702 nucleotides long. RefSeq lists its product as hypothetical. The transcript is spliced from 2 exons. The record is from RefSeq and is a predicted model, not a curated record. The coding region runs from base 1 to 702 and encodes 233 amino acids. Lineage: Eukaryota; Fungi; Mucoromycota; Mucoromycetes; Mucorales; Phycomycetaceae.
AUGGCUAUGACAACAACCACUCUCUCUUUGUGGACAGCUGCAAUUGGUCGUAUGAAAAACACUUACAAAAGGACAUGGUGGGUGCGCCGAGUUGUUCCUGUAUUUCAAACAUUUGCCAACCAAACUGGUAUGCUCUCCUUUGACUGGUGCGAGUGUGAAGUGAGGCACCAUGCACUGGCAGAUGAAGACCCCGAAAAUUGCAAACAGAAGACCAGAUUUGCCAAUGGUCUUGGAUAUGUUUGGACCGGUAUGGAGCGGUUGGUUAUGGAAGGUUCCUCGGAACAAUACAAAGAAAGAAUACCCAAGACGAUUGACGAUAGCUUCAAACAAAUCCACAGUAUGUUCAACAUGCUAAAGUGUAUUGCCAACACCCAUUUGAAUUCAAGUUUCCAAACAUUUCUACAAACAAGAGUAUAUGAUAUUCAAUCAGCCAGAGAAACAAUUGCAUUAUCUAAGGUGCAAAUGAAUGACCAAGUGAAAUAUAUCCACCAGCAAGUUUUGACAACAACAAUACCAACUCGUCCCCAAGAACGAAACAAAUGGCUUGGAGUCUUCAAUGUCGUUGCGUAUCUGUUGACUGCUCUGGAAGCACAGGUUGACAAUUUAGUCUUACUGGAUGACGAACAAGAAGGAAAGAUUGACGUGGAAGCUGAAGAAAAAGUUCAUGUUAAGCUCUGCCAUAUUAUACCUGAUAUGCAAUAA